This is a messenger RNA of Neoarius graeffei (lesser salmon catfish), 534 nucleotides long. Its product is annotated as mucin-2-like. The annotation marks the transcript as partial. The transcript is spliced from 2 exons. Lineage: Eukaryota; Metazoa; Chordata; Actinopteri; Siluriformes; Ariidae. The record is from RefSeq and is a predicted model, not a curated record.
ACAACAUCAUCAACACCACCAACAACAACAACAUCAUCAUCAUCACCACCAACAACAACAACAUCAUCAACACCAACAACAACAACAUCAAGACCACCACCAACAACAACAAAAUCAUCACCACCAACAACAACAACAUCAUCACCACCACCAACAACAACAUCAUCAUCACCACCACCAACAACAACAUCAUCAUCAUCACCACCACCACCAACAACAACAUCAUCAUCAUCACCACCACCAACAUCAUCAUCAUCACCACCAACAACAACAACAUCAUCAUCAUCAACACCAACAACAACAACAUCAUCAUCAUCAUCACCACCACCACCAACAACAACAACAUCAUCAACACCAACAACAUCAUCAUCACCACCAACAACAACAACAUCAUCAAGACCACCACCACCAACAACAACAACAACAACAACAACAACAACAACAACAUCAUCACCAACAACAACAUCAUCAACACCACCACCAACAUCAUCAUCAUCACCAACAACAACAACAUCAUCAACACCAACAACAACA